Polistes dominula (European paper wasp) is the source of this 1399-nucleotide messenger RNA. RefSeq names its product pseudouridylate synthase RPUSD1. Gene Ontology annotation, molecular function: RNA binding; pseudouridine synthase activity. NCBI's taxonomy places the organism in Eukaryota, Metazoa, Arthropoda, Insecta, Hymenoptera, Vespidae. The record is from RefSeq and is a predicted model, not a curated record. Gene Ontology annotation, biological process: enzyme-directed rRNA pseudouridine synthesis.
CAAGGUAGAAAUUAUUUCUUUAUUUGAAUUAUUAAUUUAUAGUUUGUAAAAACGACGAAAGGGAAAAAUAGUAAAAUAUAAAGCAUAUGCUGCUGUCAUGGCUACGCAUCGGUAAGAGAUAGUAAUCAAUUGUUCCUAUUUUUUUUUCUCGUUUUUAAUCUUUCGCUGUAUGCUACGUAAAUGUAAUAUCGAUUAAUUUUAUUUUACUAAAUAAUCGAACAAUAAGAGGAUUUGAUUAUUGCAUGGAUUAAACGCUCAAUAAAUUGUAUAGUAUUUUCGAUAAUUCUCGAAAGUUUCCACCAAUAAGAUUUAACAUUUAGAUAUUGCUCGACUUCAAAGUCGAUCAACAACAACUAUGUCAAAUAAAUGUAAUGUCAUUGAACUAACUAAGAAGUUUCUUUCAUAAUAAUAAUUAAAGUAUAUAAAUAUAUACCAAAGAUUAUGUCUCCCGUAAAUGAAAUUUUCACAAAAUAUCUAUAUAUUAUAGAAUUGUUUUCAUUCUAAUGGACCAAUAUGUAUAAGUUUUUCAACGUAUGGUUAAUCAUUACACUUAGUCUACUAAAAAUAAUAUGGAAAAAUUUAUUAGAAUUACGCAUACCAUAUUAUAAGUGGUACGAUAAGAAAAAUAGUGUAUGCAUUUUAUAUUCUAGCAAUAAUUUUUUAGUUGUUCAUAAACCUUAUGAUAUGUUUAUAAAUAGUAAUAGUCCAGAAAGGAAGAAUACGCUUCAGUUUGUUUUAAAAGAAAUGUUUCCAAAUUUGGCUAACCCAAUGUUAAGCCAUGAAUUUCAUUUUGUGCACAGAUUGGAUUAUGCUACAAGUGGCAUUAUUUGUAUAGCAUUAAAUAAGCGUGCAGCACGUGCUGCUUCUAUUGCAUUUGAAAAACAACAAGUACAAAAAUACUACUUAGCGUUGUUACAUGGUCAUGUAAAUGAUUCAUUUAUUAUAAUUGAUAAACCUAUCGGUGAUGACAUAAGAGAACUAGAUGGAAAUAAAAAAAUGUGUACAAGUAACAGCUUAUAUUGUAUAAAGCCAAGAAAAUCUCGUACUGUACUCUUAGUAUUAGAAUAUGGUUUUAGAAAAUGUAAACCUGCCACUAAAGUAUUGCUAUGUCCUAAAACUGGCAGAAGACAUCAAUUGAGAGUACAUUGUGCCUCAAUAGGUCAUACAAUAAUAGGUGAUUAUACAUAUAGUGGAAGACAAGAUGUGGAGCCCCAUAGAACAUUUCUACAUUCUUUCAGGUUAAUAUUAAAGAAUAAUGUUGAAAACUUAGAUUUAAGGACAGCAGAUCCUUUUGUAUCUGCUGAUAGAGCAAAUAAAUGGCAGCCAACAAAUAUUAUUAGAACAUUAGAUGAAAAUAUAUUUUCUGAAAUUCUUGAACUUGCACAAUAAAAAAUAUCUC